Molecule: messenger RNA, 483 nt
Organism: Penicillium canariense
Lineage: Eukaryota; Fungi; Ascomycota; Eurotiomycetes; Eurotiales; Aspergillaceae
Product: SRPBCC family protein
Exons: 1
Coding region: 1-483 (160 amino acids)
Source: RefSeq, a predicted model, not a curated record
AUGUCCCGCACCAACAACCUCGCCUUCACGGCUCCCAUCAACCCACCAGGCCUCACCCCGCUCACCCGGUCACAGAUCUGGGCCGGCCUGCAGCUCAAAGUCCGCUCCGCCGAGACCUUCGUCGCCGCCGCCAUUCAAUCCACCGACGUCCUCAGCGAGUCCACCGACCCGGUGACCGGCAACGCCGUCACCGUGCGCGAAGUCCUGUUCCGCGAGUCGCAGAAGAAGGUCAAGGAGGUGGUCACCGCGUUCGAGCCGUGCCGCGUGGAGUUUGAGCAGCCGGACGGGAGCCGCGUGAGCAAUGUGGUGAGCGAGGGCGCGGCGGGUGAGCUGUACAUGACGUAUAUCUUUGAGUGGCGGCAUCCGGGCGUGUCGGCGGAGGAGCUGGCGGCAGCAUUGGAGAAGGAGAAGGCGAUGAGUCGGGCGGCGGUGGAGGGGACGAUUCGCGUGCUGCGGCAGCUUGUGGAGGCGGGCAAGCUGUGA